Molecule: messenger RNA, 1713 nt
Organism: Acanthosepion pharaonis
Lineage: Eukaryota; Metazoa; Mollusca; Cephalopoda; Sepiida; Sepiidae
Source: the annotation of a GenBank genome assembly
AUGGAAACGGUUGUUGCUACGGAUGAGAGUUAUGAUAGUUUUGACGAUCAGAACUAUGAUGAUCGACCAACUGAGAGAUGGGCCCCCUUAGGUGCAUCUGUCAGUCCUGCUCCAUCUACAGUGGAAGGCGGACAUUGCAUUGAUGAAUCUGAACAGUUGAGGCAACUUGAAGAACAACAGGAACAGCUUAAUUCCUACCUGCAAGCAUUGACCACUCAUUUUGCACAGGUGCAAUUCAGAUUAAAGCAAACUGUCAAUGCACCUCCAGAGGAAAAAGAGGUUCUGCUAAAAGAACUUGAACAACUGGCAUUCCAAGGAGUUCCUGAUGUCAUUGGUUGUAUUUUACCCAAUAAUGAAACGGAUGACAUAUCGAACAAUAGUGAACAAGGGGCCAAGUUGUCUGUUCAGCGUGAAAAACAGAAAGAAUUAAUCAGCAAACUGAAAACUCAACUGGAAGAUCUGGAGAUGUAUGCAUAUGAGAAUGGAGAGGCUGGUCUUCCCACUGGCCAGAUGAUGGAGAAACAACGAGUUAUUAUUGACCAGUUGAAAACUAAGCUUGAUCUUAACCUGGAAAAUUUUGACCACUUAAGUACAGAACAAUUAAAAGAUGUUGUGGACAGAGCAAUAGGGCAGAUUGUUAAUCCGGCUAAAGUGAAAGGCAAACUAGUUGAACAAUUAAAAACACAAAUCACAGAUUUAGAAAGGUUUAUUCAAUUUUUACAAGGUGAAGCCAGCAGUCCAGGACCCCUCGGCAAAGAACGUUGUACAUGUUCAGUUCAUGGAAAGAAUUUCUCAUCAAUAGACUCCAAAGGCAGUAUUCCUUCAUCACACAAGUUUGGCCUUUCUGAAAAUGCCUCAAAUGAGAAUUUACGGCAAACUACUUUAACUUUAAUGAAGAAAGCUUUGGCCUUGUUGCAAGUGUUUGCCAUCACUCAAUUUGGAUGUGGAGGACAGGAAUUUCAAAGAAAUUUGCUGAAACGAACAGCCAAGGCAAAUCAUUGGGGGGAUCUACGUGCUCGGCUUGAGCUAAGCAUUGAUAAAGUGUUACAAGUGGCCGCAGAACAGCAAACCUCCAAUCCCAACAGCAGUGAUUUUGAUAGUGAAAGUGAAGAGGACCAGAUUCCCCCCAGCAGCCAAGCACUGACCCAAGUGGUACGGAAAGAGUUGGCCAUGUCUGUCCGGGACUUGAUGCAGCACGGUUUAGUUGAGCUGGGUCAAAGUAAUAGUCUUGUAACGUGGGGCUGUUUCCCCAAUAGAUCAGCAGGAACCACCAAAUUGAUGCAUGCCUGGGAUCUUCUUCUUAAAUAUUAUGAAAUGAAGCAUGGGAAAGAAUAUAAUGAAUCUCCAGCUCGUAAAUUAUCCCAAUCAUUCCACUUAGAUAUUGUUGGAGGCAAACCAAUCACAGCCAAACAGACUCUCUUAGGAGCCAUUGACACAGUUAUUCAGUCUCACACUCCCCUAAAAAGGACAGAAGACUCCCAUUUUAAGGCUUUCAUAUGUUUGGCACUAAAUGAAAAGAAACUUGUAACUUGGCUGAAGCUGUUAUUUCGAACUCAAUUUCUUGUGGAUUAUUAUUACCAAGAUUGGAGUUAUGUCGCAAGAACAGGUUUUGAUGAUGCCCUCAAAUCCCUGGAACGGUUAAAUGUUAUCAACUUCAAAUUGCCUGCUGACAUCGCUGUGCGUCCAUUCAGCAAAAUAAAAGAUGCUUUCUAA